CGAGGAGGGCGGCCGGGCGGCAGGGAGGGCGUGCGCGCGCGCUCCCGGGGAGCUCCCACCAGCGCAGCUCAGCGCAGCCCAGCUCGGCUCGGCUCUCCUCGGCUCAGGCUCCGGCUCGGCUCCGCUUCGGAUGUGCUGCGGAGGCGGCGGGGCCGGCGGCGGACCCCCACCCCUCGGCCGGGACUUCGCCCUGCGCUGCCUGGACGACCUCCGAGCCGCCGCCAAGAUGAUGUCCAUGAACAGCAAGCAGCCCCACUUCGCCAUGCACCCCACCCUCCCCGAGCACAAGUACCCCUCGCUCCACAGCAGCUCCGAGGCCAUCCGCAGAGCCUGCCUGCCCACGCCGCCGCUGCAGGGCAACCUCUUUGCCAGCCUGGACGAGUCCCUGCUGGCCCGGGCGGAGGCGCUGGCGGCGGUGGACAUCGCGGUGUCUCAGGGCAAGAGCCACCCGUUCAAGCCGGACGCCACCUACCACACCAUGAACAGCGUGCCCUGCACCUCCACCUCCACCGUCCCGCUGGGCCACCACCACCACCACCAUCACCACCACCACCACCAGGCCCUGGAGCCCGGCGACCUGCUGGACCACAUCUCCUCGCCUUCCUUGGCCCUCAUGACCGGGGGUGGCGGCGGAGGCGGCGGCGGGGGCGGCGGCGGGGCCCACGAAGGCUCCAACGGCGGCGGCGGGGGCCUGAUCUCCACCUCCUCGCACCCGCACCCGCACCCGCACUCCCACAUGCACGGCCUCAGCCACUUGGCGCACCCGGCGGCGGCGGCGAUGAACAUGCCCUCGGGCUUGACCCACGCGGGGUUGGUGGCGGCGCACCACGGAGGCGGCGGCUCGGGCGGCCAGGCGGCGGCGGCGGCAGCUGCUGCGGCUGCGGCGGCGGCUGCGGCGGGAGCUGCGGGCUUGGCCUCGUUGUGCGACUCGGACACGGACCCGCGGGAGCUGGAGGCCUUCGCGGAGCGGUUCAAGCAGCGGCGCAUCAAGCUGGGCGUGACCCAGGCGGACGUGGGCUCGGCGCUGGCCAACCUCAAGAUCCCCGGCGUGGGCUCCUUGAGCCAGAGCACCAUCUGCCGCUUCGAGUCGCUGACGCUGUCGCACAACAACAUGAUCGCGCUCAAGCCCAUCCUGCAGGCCUGGCUGGAGGAGGCCGAGGGCGCGCAGCGGGAGAAGAUGAACAAGCCCGAGCUCUUCAACGGCGGCGAGAAGAAGCGCAAGCGGACUUCCAUCGCCGCCCCGGAGAAGCGCUCCCUCGAGGCCUACUUCGCCGUCCAGCCGCGGCCUUCCUCCGAGAAGAUCGCCGCCAUCGCCGAGAAGCUGGACCUCAAAAAGAACGUGGUGCGCGUCUGGUUCUGCAACCAGAGACAGAAGCAGAAGCGGAUGAAAUUCUCCGCCACCUACUGAGCCGGGGAAACCCACCGACCCGCCGGCAGACCCACCCAGGACGGAACAAAACACUCCUCCUUCGCACCUUCGCACGAAAAGAAACUUUCAAAACAAAACGAAAGGGCGGGGGAGAGAGAUAAUAGAUCGAGACAGAG
Molecule: messenger RNA, 1545 nt
Organism: Anolis carolinensis (green anole)
Lineage: Eukaryota; Metazoa; Chordata; Lepidosauria; Squamata; Anolidae
Gene: pou4f1
Product: POU class 4 homeobox 1
Exons: 2
Coding region: 131-1408 (425 amino acids)
Biological process (GO): regulation of transcription by RNA polymerase II
Molecular function (GO): RNA polymerase II cis-regulatory region sequence-specific DNA binding; DNA-binding transcription factor activity, RNA polymerase II-specific
Source: RefSeq, a predicted model, not a curated record